AUGGCGCAUACAGGUUGCAUCACUCGCGCUUCGUACUUAAUUCGCGCGUCGCCGCUCGUUCCCGAGCACGCGGCGGCGCGUUUACACAAUAGCGUUCCUGCUGUAAAGCGUCUCGGAAAUUCCAAUACCACAGUGUCACUCUCACACCCUCCGCGGAAUCCCGCUCCUCUCGCCGUUUCCAUCGCCGCGAUUCCCGCAGCUGCAAUCCUCGCCGCAUUGCCGGCGUCCGCGGCGGCGGCGCUUGCGGAGGAAUCACCCGCUACCGACAAAGUGCGAUCCGCCGUCGGGAGCUUACUAAUCGCAGCGGAGGAUUUAGAACGCGCCGCCGCGUCGGCAGCCGGAGUAGAUAAGGCGCGAUCCGCGGUGGGAAGUCUAGUUUCCGCCGCGGAGGAUUUAAAACGCGCGGCAGUUUCCGCGUACCGCGAUGUGGCCGGCGCGGGAUCCGCGGGGGGGGAUACCGCGCAGUUUGAUUCCGCGGUGGGGGAUAUAGUCUCCGCGACGGGGGAUCUCGAACGCGCCGCUGUUGGCAUUUUCGGAAAGGCUGUGUCAGCAGAAGAGAGCGUGUCGGAACAGGUGGGCAAGCUGCUUGGUUCGGGUGCGGAAGCGACGCAGAAGCUUCUGGAAUCCAGCGGGGAAGCGCUGCAGGCGGACACGGCAGGCGUGGCGAGGAUGAUUGGCGAUGCUGCCGGUGCAGGGAUGGAGGCGAUUGAAAGACUACUGGGAGAGGGGACCCCUUCACUGGAUGGCGUUUGGUCGCUGUCCCUGCCUACAAACGGAACCAUUUUCAACACUGUCUCAUCAGCAUCCGCGUUUCCAGACGCGAUCAGCGAUUUCGAAAAGAGCAUUUCGGACGCGGAGUUGCGAGGCAUGGUGGACGAGUCGCUAGUUUGGUCGUCUCUCAACGGACUGGUCGUCGGCGAUCAGACGGUCGAGGACUCGGGCUCUGUUCCGGGAUCGGGCUUGGUCCCCGCGCCAGUGACGCUGCUCCCCACGCCCUUCCCAGCGCACCAUUUCCAUCGAGCCGUGGAGCUCGCCCCUCUCUUCAACGCCCUUGUCGAUGCUGUCAGUCAGGAUGCCGACUUCUUACAGUCCACUCUCGCAAGUGCAGGGCGGUCUGACUCCUUCACAGCCGGUCUUCUCCGGAUACACGCGGAGAUACUCAAGCAGGGGAUUCAGCAGCCCAUACGGCUGGGCAUGCACAGGUCGGACUACAUGCUGGACACAGUGACAGGGGGCGUGCUGCAGGUGGAGCUCAACACCAUCUCCUCGUCCUUCCCUGGGCUAACUUCAAGGGUCACGGACCUGCAUAGGCACAUGGUGGGGAUGUACGGCGAGAAGGCGGGUCUGUCGGUGGAUGCUGUCCCCCUCAACAUGGCAGCAACGGACAUGGCAGAUGCGCUGGCAGCGGCAUGGAGGGAAUAUGGCGAUGAGAGUUCUCUGAUCCUGAUGGUGGUGCAGAAGCCAGAGCGCAACAUGUACGACCAGCACUGCUUGUCACAGCUCGUGUGGCAGAGGCAUGGGAUCAGAGUGCUGAGGAGGAGUUUGAAGGAGGUGCAGCAGCAGGGAGCAGUAACAGACGCUGGAGAAUUGACAAUGGACGGCCAUCGCAUAUCAGUGGUGUAUUACCGUGCAGGCUACGGCCCCAGUGAUUACCCAACCGAUCUGGAGUGGGAGGCCCGCUUGCUGCUCGAGCGAUCGUCAACAGUCAAGUGCCCCACCAUUGCGUACCACCUUGCAGGGGCAAAGAAGGUGCAGCAGCAGCUGGCACAGCCUGGCGUGCUGGAGAGGUUCGUUUCAGACGAGGCGUCUCUGCAGGCCAUGCGGCAAUGCUUCGCUGGGCUGUGGAGUUUGGAGGAGGAUGAUAAAGCAGGGAAAGGGGAAGGGGGAGUUGAUGGUGGGGCAGCACGGAACGCAAUCAUUGCAAAAGCGAUCCGGGAACCAUCAGAGUUUGUGCUGAAGCCUCAACGAGAGGGAGGAGGCAACAACAUCUACGACGAGGAAAUUACCAGGAAGCUUACAGAGCUGACAGAAGCAGGGGAGGCGGGGAGGCAGGAGCUAGCCGCGUUCAUUCUCAUGCAGAGACUCUUCCCCCCCAUGCACCGCUCAGUUCUCAUCCGGAGGUGCCAGUGGAGUUGGAACGAUACGCUCUCCGAGCUUGGAGUGUAUGGCACAUAUUUGAGAAAUGGAGACAGGGUGGUUAUCAACGCAGCAGCAGGCCACCUAUUGCGCACCAAAACAGCAACUUCGAACGAGGGAGGGGUGGCCUCUGGAUUUGCAGUGCUUGAUUCUCCGUACCUUGUCUGA
Closterium sp. Yama58-4 is the source of this 2304-nucleotide messenger RNA. NCBI's taxonomy places the organism in Eukaryota, Viridiplantae, Streptophyta, Zygnematophyceae, Desmidiales, Closteriaceae. The record is from the annotation of a GenBank genome assembly.